UUCAGUAGGACAGGCAGUCCUUCGGCUGACGGUCAACGCGAGCGAAAAGCCAGAAAAGAGCAGCAGCAAGUAUUUAGGCAGCACGGAAAAUCAACUAGAAAUAUAUAUUAAGCACAGAGCAACGGCAACGGCGACGGCAACAAGCGGCAAGAGGGGAGCAUCGACGGGAACUGAAAGCACACAAGCCAAAAGAAAAUAAAUAAAAAACCAACUAAUAUAAAAACCUAUAAUCAUCGCACAUCAAUUUGCAUGUCUUCGUUCGUUUGCGCUGAAUAUGAAGUAAACAAAUACAUGAGCCACGCCAUAAAUGUCAAACUGAGGUGUGCCGAUUAUCAUGGCAAGCAAUGUACAACAACGGCAGCAAGAUCCAUGCACCACAACUGAAGAGCCGAAGCACCAGAGAGCACGACGCGUGGCCAAGGGCCAGGAUCCACCGGCGGGAGGAGCAUGCCAGCAGUCCUUGGCUGAGCAGCGACCGACUCCAUUCGACCACCAGCAGCAGAGGGAGCAGCCGAGGCAGCAGGAUCGGCACCAGCAGGAGCAUCAGGAGCAGGGGAAGGAGCAGGACAGCCACCCCACUUUGCAGCAGCCGCACCUGCAGCUGCAGCUGCAAUCGAGGAAUCCUCGCCAGCACGAGCUACUGCAUCACCAGCGGAAGUUGCCGCCGGCGGCGCUGCCGAACAUCCGCGGCCGCCUGUUGAUCAGCGAGGGCGCUCGACGGCGCGAGGUGCGCGGCUGCGGGGCGGGGGGCGGCGGCCUACUCUGCUGCAGCCUGGACGCCCUGAGUCGUCCGCCCAAGCUACUGCAAUUCGGAGUCCUCCUGCUGGUCCUGCUGCUCACCACGCAUGGAGAUCUUGCUCAAGCGGAGGGCAAUGUUGGCUGCCAGUUUGUUAGGACGCUAUGCAUACCGCACUCCGAGGUCUGCUACGAUGACAACAUAUUCGGCAAGUGCAUCCCAACCACCGGUGUCGACGUUGAGGACAUUGAGAAGACACCUCUCUCCGAGGAGCAGUCCCGUGUGCUGGCCACCAUGCUGGAGGAGCUCCAGGGCGCCGGCCUAGGCUGGGACCACCCGUACGUCCAAUGCCGCAUCCAGGGAUCCCUCUUCUCGCUCCAGCGGCAGCAGCAGCUGCCACCGAACCUGUGCGCCAACCUGGCGCCUGCUCCGCCGGAGUUCGGGGAUCCGGCCAGUGCGAUGGCCUACGUGCGAUUCACGCCGCCGGAACCGGAAGCCGAGCUCGACUACUACGAGCAGCCGGCGCAGUUCUAUCCCGCCCUGAGGAAGAAGCAGGUGCGGCAGGAUGCGAUUGCGGAUGCGGAGGCGGAUGUGGAGGAUAUGUACCUGAACCGGAUGCUGCAGGACCGCCGGCGGCUGAGGCACGAUCCUUCGGAGUUGGAGCACUUCGGGAAGAUGGACAACCACGGGCAGAGCGACCAACUGGACGCGCCGAGCAUCAUGGAUACCUUUCUGGACACCGAGCGCCAGCGGAUCGAGCGGGAGCAGCAGAUGGCGGCCGGGGAGCAGAACGCGGAGCGGAAUCGCCAGGAGCUCUACCAGAUCCUGGCAGCCUCCGAGCCGGAUCCGCAGCCCUACCAGCGGAAUCAGCAGAACGCCAUGGACCAGCUGGAGGCGAUGGUGGAGCAGCAGCAGCAGCGGGAGCGGCAGCUCAAGGAGCAGCAGGAGCAGGCCAAGCAGCCGGUCUACGUGCCACCCGAAGAGGUGAACGAGUCCAGUGAGCUCUACUUCCCGGACAACUUUGCGCCCUUCAAGCGGACGAGGAGUCGCGGAUCGGGAGGAUCCUUGGGUGCUGAGCAAGUGGAGGAGGUGCAGCCCAAGCGAUCCUUCUUCCGCGAACUGGCCGAUGAGCAGGGAUUGGUGCAGGAGCCGCCUUUGAACUUCCACCACGCGGAAUCCGAUCUAGAAACCACUCCCGAGCUGGCCAAGCGACGUCCUGCGGCCUUCAGGCAGCCGGAUCCCUAUGACGCGGACCUGCAGCAGCGGGAACUGGCUUUCGAGUCGGGACUGCUGCGCAACUCACUCACUCCCCUCGAGGAGGAGGCCAUGCUGGCCUCCAACAGCUUCCCAAGGCAGUCGAAGAGCCAGCGCGUCUACACCGAAGGCGGGCUGCUCCUGAUGCCGCAGGAUGCCCAGGAUCUCGAUGGGAUGCAGGCCGACGAGCCGGAGAGCGUGAAGCAGUCCCUUCUGGCCAACAUGCUGGGCUUCGCCCGCCACGAGCGUCUGGAUGUGAAGAAGCCGGGUCCUCUUCUGGGACCCCCAUCCCCGGGCUCCUCGGAGCUGAGCAACCAACUGGAGACGGAGAAGGCUCGCCGACUGGAGGAGAACGGCAACAAGGAGGUCCUGCCCGCCCACAUCAAGGGCAACGCCGAGGACGACGCGCACAAGAAGAAGAAGGUGAUGAAGCAGCAGCACUCGGCCGAGGAUCAUGCGCCGCACACCGUAGACACUGAAUACGUGCAUGUGUUCGUCAAGAACCCAAUUGACAGUUGGAACGAUGGGCAGCGCAUCAUGAAGGAGCUGGAGCAAAUACUACACAUGCAGGGAUACUUUUCUUAUUUAACCGUUCAACAACACGAAGUGAGCUUCCGGGUGAACUCGAAUAACCCCGAGCGCAAGACGGCCGGCGAUGUGGCACGGAUAAUCAACGAGAACCGCGGCGUGAAGAACAACAUCCAGCGGCGCGUCGGGUUCUACGUGCUGCACGCCGGCGUGGGCGACGUGAUCAAGGACCUGCAGGACCCGAGUGUCUCCUCCUCGCGGAUCGAGCUGGCCGAGCAGGGGCCCGAUGUGACCCACAUCAUGGCCUACAUGUUCGCCGGCGCGGGAGCGGCCGCCGUGAUCGUGAUCUUCGUCACCCUGAUCCUGAUCAAGCGGCACGACCGCAAGCGGGACAAGCUGGGCGGCCUGCAGUCGGGCAUCGCCGGUGCGGAGACCUGCAGCAAGGACUACCAGGAGCUCUGCCGCGCCAGGAUGGCCGGCAAAUCAGGAGGAGGAGGAGGUGGCGGCGGCAGCGGUGGCAAUUCGGGCAGCGGCGCCGCCGGCGGAGGGUCAAACGAACCGGCGCAAAGCGGCAGGAUUACAUCGCUGAGCAAGGAGAACGAGGGCCGGCCGCCCUCCUCGCGAUCGAGCACCUCGUCCUGGAGCGAGGAGCCGGCGUUGACGAACAUGGACAUCUCAACCGGCCACAUGGUGCUGUCUUACAUGGAGGACCACUUGCGGAACAAGGGACGCCUGCAGCGGGAAUGGGAGGCUCUGUGCCGCUAUGAGGCGGAGCCAAGUGCUCGGGAGGCCGCUUCCCAGCCGCAGUGCGCGGGUCUGAACCGACCCGGAGCUCCCUUGCCCUACGACCAUUCGCGAGUGGUGCUGAACCACCUGGCAAACGCCGAGGGACUCGACUAUGUAAACGCAUCAACGAUUACCGAUCACGAUCCUCGAGCACCAGCUUAUGUGGCCGCCCAGGGUCCUCUGCCCUCAACUUUGGCUCACUUCUGGCAGAUGAUCUGGGAGCAGGGAGCCGUCGUCAUCGUGGCUCUCUGCCGCCUGCAGGAGAAUGGCGAGGUGGCCUGUGCGCGCUAUUGGCCGGAAGAAGGUGCCGAGGUCUAUCACAUCUAUGAGGUUCACCUAGUUAGCGAACACAUUUGGUGUGACGAUUACCUCGUACGUUCUUUCUACCUGAAGAAUCUGCGCACCAGCGAAACCAGAACGGUCACCCAGUUCCACUUCCUCUCCUGGCCCCACAUGGGUGUUCCCGCCCAGGCAAAGGCUCUGCUCGACUUCAGGCGGAAGGUGAACAAAUCGUACCGCGGACGACGCUCCUGCCCGAUUGUGGUGCACGGAAGUGCCGGCGCCGGAAGAACGGGUGCCUACAUCCUGUUGGACCUGGUCCUCGAGCGGAUGAACAAGGGAGCGCGGGAGAUCGACAUCGCGGCCACCUUGGAGCACCUGCGCGACCAGCGGGCGGGAGUGGUGGCCACGCGGCAGCAGUUCGAGUUCGUCCUGAUGGCGGUGGCCGAGGAGGUGCACGCCAUCCUGAAGGCUCUGCCGGCGAACACCUCCGGCGAGAAGCGGGAGCUGGACAAGGAUCCCGUGAUUAGCGGUGGCAACACCGGAAGCAACACCACCACAGCAACCACCGCAACCAAGGAGCCGCUCAAGGAGGACAAGGCGCAGGAGGCCGCCGAGGAGGAGGUGCCCACCAGCAGCUCCAAGGCGGCCAAAAAGGAGAAGGAGCGGGAGAGGGAGGAGCAGGCGAAGCAGGCCAAGGACACCAAGGCCGCGGAGCCGAGGACGCCAGCCAAGCCGACGAAGCAGGCGAAGAAGUGAGCCACUCCGAUCCGGGAUUAGAUCGUAUUGGAUCGGAUCGGAAUGGGUUAGGAUCAGGUUAAUGAUUGUUGCAGCGUUUCGGGGGUCUUUCCUUAGUUCGUUAUAGUUAGGAAAUCGCAUUCAGUUCGAAGGUAUUAUUUGGCGUGAGCACUUGGAAGGUUCGAAAAAGGCUUCACGAGAAUGUCAGUGGAAGGAUUUAUUACGCAUAUUCGUUUGUCUACACCGCGCCAUCGAGCACAAUUGCCGUGGGGAUGGAUUCUGGAUCCUCCGGGACUUGCCACGCUGCCCCGAUCUGCACCAGCCCGUGUGACGGAGUGCGUCCGAGUCGGGGGAUGCGGGUCCCGCGGCAUUGUGUGGCGCUAGCAACUAUAGAAACGCACGAUAUAUACAUUAUACCUACAUAUAGCGUAUCUGAGUGUUAAUGGAUAUACAAGAAAUAUUUACAUACAUACUUAUACUUAUAUACAUGUCUAGCUGUUAAGCAUUGAAUUCAAUUAUGAGGCAUUUUACUUACUCGUACUCGUACAUUUAUCGAUAUCGAUGUUGGCAUUAGACUUAAACUCCAAUCGAUGUGCUUAAAAAACCAGCAAACGAACGACAACAAUCGCUGAACGGUAUACAUAUGCCAAGCCAGACAGAACAGCAGACAGGAACACUAACACCACAGAGAUAAACUACAACUCAGACCUAUCUACACUGCAAGAAAAAGCCCACUCAAAGACACAUACAUAUUCAAGAGACAGACAUAUACGAGAAAAACAAAAAAACGCAGAGAAGGAAUGCAAAAUUUGUACCUAACAACAAAGUUCUAUUUACAACAUGGAGGGGAAAGUUUAGUGAGGAAGCAACCUAUUGAUGUGUAUGACAAUUAAUUAUACAAGGAUAUAGUCACGUUUAAAAUUAUAUUUGUAUACAAUAUACAUAUAUUAUAUUAUAUUAUUCAUAUACAAUAUGGUGAAUGUCAUUAUCUACUUAGCCAACCAACAACACGUACUCGAACUUGAUCGAGUCGAGUAUUGUUUUACCAGACCAUAUGUAUGUGUGCGAAGUCAAGAAAUUGUUCAGUUAUCAGUCGCUCCUAACAUAGGCUACACCUUUUACCCUUCGCAGUUGAUUAUAUCAUAUUAUACGAAUAUAUAUAUUACCGCAUUAGUAGGUAAUCGUCAGAGGAACGGCACCGCAGCACCUUCGCCUGUCCGCCCAUCGAUCCGCCGGCAUUAAUAUUACCUGUAUUAUUAUAUAGUACUCCCACGAACAACUUGAGGCAGCUAGAGUUAGCCGGGGGAUCCGAGGGGGUCACGGGGAGGGGCGGGAGCUGCGGUGCGGUUAGCAGUAUGUGCAACACGCAAGCUACGAACAUCACAAGAGAAAAAAGAAACAGAAAAAACCAAAAAAAAAUACAAGGAUGUAAUGGCCCCAGAAUUACAUCCUUAACAGCCUGGAAGAACAUCUCCAGGGAUCAGAACUCCACUCAGGCACGACCUUGAACGAAUCAAACGGACAAACAGGAAUCGGACCACGCAGAUAUAUCUAAUAAAUCACACGGUAAUAUGCCGUCGACAGACCGCAUCACACUGGACACUAAACACCCCAGGAUCGAGCACAAAGAUACAGUGACAAAGCUACAGUGAUCAGAUACAAUUACCGAUUAAGGCACCCGAUUAGAAAAAAAUAAGAAAAACCCAAAAAUACAAACGAAAUACGCUCAGAUUGAAGAUGACGUAAGUGCAAAUGCUGCAAAUUAGCACAGAAAUAUUACAAAAAAAAAAUAUCAAAUAAAUAAUAUCCAACCGUUUUACGUAGCAGUUGAACUUAAGCUAAUGAAAAUGAUUUAUCGUAGUUCGAAAUAUUCCAAGACGACAAAGAUAAGAUACAUUUCAGCUAACUUUAAGCGACAAAACAAAAACGUGAAUUAUUAUCUCGACGCAACUCUUAUUUGUUAACAUUUCCUUUGUUCGACACUACACUACAACUAAAAGCAAAUGAGAAAUCAAUAUUACAAUAACUGUGGCAAGUCCGAACAACAACUUGGGGCUUGCGAAAAAUACGAGGAGAAUUAUUAACGUGGUAGAAAAAACAAAAACAAGCAAAUUAACAAAAAUAUGAGAAUAGUUAAACUUAAUUGUUUUAGAGCAAAAUAUUUAGUAGUGAGUUUUUCGAUUGUUUUUCGAGUAAUUGAAGCAACGUUUUUUCAAAGUUAUUAAAAUACAACUACGACAAUUUCAAUUCAAAUGUUCUUCGACGAAAAUACAAAUUAAAUAAGUGUACUAACAAGCAACGUAAUGUAUCGUAUUAUAGUCAAUCGCAUAUAAAGGCAAUUAUUGAUGUAUAUUUCGACAUAACCAUAUGCAUAAAAAAAGUGUUAAUGAUUAACGAGGAAGAAACAACAACCAUGCGUAGAAAACUGAAGGGAACUUACAUAUAAUAUAAUAUAAUAUAACUAAUUAUAAAGCUAAUGCAUAAAUGUCUAACGGACUUUUCCAUUAAAUAUACAUAUAUUAAUAUAUAAAUGUAAUGUGUCAAAGUACCCGAUAUGAAGGGUUAGCUACACAAAAAUCAAGCAUUUCAUCAUGUCCCCCAAUCUAUUUUCUUUGAUGGUGUAACAUAGAUAUACAAAAACUAAAACCUAUAUCUGAAUUAUUGUUUAUUAGGCAAGAGGAAGCAGAAGAAGAAUACAUCUAAAUGAGAACCACACGAGGACAGAAUUUAACCUGUAGUUUGCCACAAAACUGAAGGUGGACAAAAGGAUGCUGGCCUUCAUUUGGCUUUUAACUUGCGACGGGGCAGGUCAAUCGGAUCGAGGAAAAUAGUGAGGAGAUAAGGAGAAUAUGACCUACCAUAGACCGACCUACUGACUCAACGAACCCAGAACGAGGCAUACAAAAUGGUUUGAGUUCCUAAAGCAACAUAACCCGACCACCAAGAUGAGGACUGACCCAAGGACCCAAGACUUGAGACCCGAGAACUGGCUGUAUAUACGCACAUCUUAACCGGACCAGCAGCUAAACCUGACCUUGACUUCGACCCCAGACAGAUACAGAUACAAGAUACAGAUACAAAUACUAACGGCAAACUGGAGCUGACCGAUUGGACGGAAUUUAGACUUAGGCCUACACAAUGAGAUUCAACAAACGCAGAUCGCAGUGCGGCUCGAUCCUGAGCUCCUCCCCCAAGGUUAAAGGUCAAAUGAGCGGGACAGAUCCGCAAAUAAAGAGGUCUUGAGAAGACGAACACUAACUAACCAACUUAUCAGACAGGAAGCCAAACUUGAAAUCUCAACGUUCUCGAUUUUUUGUUGUUGAAGGAUUGAGUUUGGUGACCGCGGACGAUAAUAUACAAAUACAAAUAAAUACAAAAACACAAUACAGGCUCCAAUAAAACGUGGGAAAUAUUUGAAGCAUUGAUCAGCAUGCAAAGCAAAAUGCAAUUAUUGCUGUCAAAUUCAAUUAAUUAUGGAGUAAGCUAACUAAAAAGAAUAUAAUACGAGCAGGCUUUCAUACAUUUUUGGAAAACCAAAACAAAGUAUCUGAUUAAGUGAGGCGUUUAGCGGAUAAGUGAGUCAUAAAUAAAAUCGAUGUGUAUACAAUAUGCUACAAACCAGAAUAUAUAUCUAUUUAGCCACUUGGCAAAGAUUUGUGUUAUUAAGCAAAAGAUGACGAAAAAAAACAAGAAAACCAAAAAAAAAGGUAAAAACCAGCAAAAAAUUAUGCUGGCUGAGGCCAUUAAUAUCUAAAUGUACUAAAACUGAUAAAAGCAAACAAGUUAAAGGACUUCUGAACAUGAGUCAAAAAAUAAAAUACACCGAACACAAGAUACACUCGAAGAAAAGAACAUGGAGCAUACCUAUUAAAGGUUUUUUGUGCAAAACUAAUUAACCUACGCAAUUUAAGUGUUUUAAACAUACAUAUUUACAUUAAACAUGCUACAAUUAUUUAUGAGCAUUAUAUAGCAACAUGUAUACCUACAUAAAUAUAUAUAUAUAUAAAUGUUAUUAACCGAUUUGAAUUUAUGAAGAACGAGGAAGGAUAUGCAUACCUAUAUCUAAAGUAUCGCGCCAUUGUGUAAUAUGCGCUACAAAUACAAGUUGACAAAAAAAUCACAAAACAUAUUAUAUUCUGCUGCAUGUGUAAAUUAUAUGAAUGUAAAUUAAACGAUACCAAAAACUGAAAAAUGCGAACACUUUUCGAUGAUAAACAGCAGGCAGAAGAAGAAGAAGAGAAGAUGAAGAAGAUGAUGAUGAUCCGGUAAUAAUUACGAUUACAAUUAUAAUACAACAAAAUCGAAUGAUAAUAAAGAGACCCUAAAUACAACUCCGCUUACCAGUAAUAUAAACCAACAAAACCACUAGCAAAAGUAAGACGAUGCCGAGCGAAGCAAACAAAACCUGUCGAAGGAACACAGAACUUUUCGUUUCCCCUGUACCCUUUAUCCCUGUACCCCAUACCCAGUGUUCACUGUCUGUGUCUAAGAUUGUAGAAACUAAAGGCUUCGGCGCCAAAAUAGCUUACCUGUCAUAGAGACCAUCUUGCCUGCAGCAAGUUGGCCCUCUAAAACAUCACUGUAACGAAACACCAAUCACAACUUAACAGUUCACGAAGGUACUGUAACUUACAUUAAUCUGUAGAGUUGCUUAUCGGAAGUAAUAUAGAGUUAAUCUAACCAUAGAACACCUAGCAUACCUAGCAUACCUAGCAUACUUAGCACAUAUGCACGCUUUCCCAUUCAGUCCUCUCAACACGCAUGAUUUCGCAUUAAUCCACCUUUAUUUAUUAUAUACUUCAACUUAUUUAAUUAUACUUAUAGAUUCUUAUGCUAGAUGCAUGGCCCCACCUCUCCGAAAACUGAUUUCCGAGACAUCCAGUAGUCACGUUCCCCUUUCAAACAGAACACAAGCGGUACUUGUAUGCCUGAAUACACCUACACAAUAUAAUUGUUACUUUCAGCAAAUGGUUGUCUUUAGAUUAUAAUUCGAACAAAGCAAAUUUGGCAAGUCACCCAAAGCUUCCAAGCGGGACUUUGUAGGGUCAAUAGCCCAGUGCACCCAAAAGCGUCUAUUCGAUUUUAGCAUAUACACUUUUCCAUUUAAAUUGUUCAUUGGCGUUAAAUAACAAACCCACUAGGUAAGCAUUUUCAAUCUCAACCGAGAAAGAAGUAAGUAAAUAUUCGCCAAAAAAUAUAAUCAGAGUGUAAUGGGCUUUGCACUUUUCUUUUUCGCAUUUUGUAAGCCAAAUGCACUGGGAGAAAGAUUUUUGAUCACAAGACACUAAGCUACUGCUAAGCUAAUUGCAAUACCUAAUCAAAUAACCAACAUUUAACCACUCUAAACACACUAAAAUGUUGAACGUAAAUAUUCAAUACACAAAAAGCUUGUUAAAAACAACCCCAGAGACAACAAAAAUUAAUAAAUUAAAGGCAAAAAAAAAAAAAAAAAAACAGAAAGUGCAAGCGGUUUUUUCAUAAAAUUUUUUCAUUCGAGAUUAAAGAAAAUAUGCACACCAAAAAAAUGUUUGUUCCUUGAAACAUAAUUAUAUUGACAUAACCAUAAUUUACCCACACAAACAAUAUGGAAAAUAUAAAUACUCAACAAUUCAAAUUAACCACCAGAGAAAGAUGAAAUCAAGAAAAAAAUCAGAGAUAUUUUCAAACUACACUGGAAGAUAAACUUUUUCGUCUCAUUAGAGAAUUGGCUUUACAUUUUGAAGUUAUUCGAUCUCAGCAGAGACUAAAAAUUCAACUAAAAAUGCAAAGGCAAGCGGUUUUUAGACAAUGUUUAAAAACGAUGCACUGAGAGAUUUUUUCGUCUCACUUAAGAGACCCGGCUUCUAAGCUAAAAAAAAUAUUCAAUAAAUAACCACAAAUUAACCACACUUAAAAUGUGCAACAUUAUAUACAUACUCAAAUGUUUAUUCAAUGAUUCUAUGUGUGUAAAGCAUUAAAAAUCAAAAAAAAAAAAAAAUUAGAAUGAGGCAACUCAAAA
Messenger RNA from Drosophila ficusphila, 10319 nucleotides. RefSeq lists its product as uncharacterized. Bases 335 to 4342 code for a protein of 1335 amino acids. The record is from RefSeq and is a predicted model, not a curated record. Gene Ontology annotation, biological process: protein dephosphorylation. Gene Ontology annotation, molecular function: protein tyrosine phosphatase activity. Gene Ontology annotation, cellular component: secretory granule. NCBI's taxonomy places the organism in Eukaryota, Metazoa, Arthropoda, Insecta, Diptera, Drosophilidae. The transcript is spliced from 12 exons.